GUAAGCUUCGUGUACUUGGUAAAUAUUCGAUUGAGCUCUGUUUAUUUCAAACAGGGGCGUCGGAAAGCACCUGAGUUUAUCCUGUUGCUCGGCUGUAUAGCAUAAAAAUGUCUGCCAUCAGUCUGUUGUGUGAGCUAAUCAAGGCAUCGGAGAAAGCAGCCAGUAUAGCGCGCGUAUGCCGGCAAAAUGAGCGUCUGUUUCACUUACUGGUGCAGGAAAAGGAUGAAAGUGAGUCUAAUUCGCGCUUCGAUCAUGAUUUUAAAACACUAGCUGACUGUCUCAUACAGGAGAUGAUAAAGUACGACAUUGGCAAGCAGUUUCCGCAGUUACGUGAUAACAUUCGCGGCGAAGAAAAUGCCAAGUUCACAAACAAAGCUGGUGAUUCGGUUACGGUAACGGUAACAGAUGAUCAAUUGAAAACUACAAAGACGCUGGAAAAGAUUUUUGCCCCUGACAACGACGUGGUAGUAACCCUAGUGAAUGAAGUGUACCGAGACGUAGAACUCGAUCUAGAGAGCCUCGAAUUGCCAUCCGACUCCAUACCGUUGGAUAAUGAUUGGUCGGAAUUGGGGAUUUGGAUCGAUCCGAUUGAUGCUACAGCUGAGUACAUCAAGGGCGAAGAAAAGCUCACUAAAUUCCCCAAUAUAGCAGCUACUGGUUUAAAGUGUUGUACUGUACUGAUCGGAGUUUACGAAACCUGCCAUGGUACACCCAUCAUUGGUGUAAUUAAUCAACCGUUCGCCGAACAAAACGAUCAACAAACCUCCGAAUAUCGCGGAAAAAUCUACUGGGGCAUGUCGAUGGGCGAUUUAAAAUUCAACAACAUCGCCCCCCAUGAGCCAGAUGCGCGUAUUGCCAUACUUUCACCGUCGGAACAGUCGAAGUAUGUUGAAUUCAUUCGCAAUCAACUUAAGUACGAUGUAAUCUACUCUGCCGGUGCUGGCUACAAAAUUUUAAAGAUCGCUACUGGCGAGGCGGAACUGUUUCUGCUCAGCAAAGGUACAACCUACAAAUGGGACACUUGCGCCCCCCAGGCAAUCCUGCGUUCGAUGAAUGGUGAUCUGUUCAAUCUACAAGAUACACUGAUCAACAAAUCAGUAAAAAAGAUCUCAUAUCAGGAUCGCAAAACUAUCCGCAAUUUGGGAGGCAUCAUUGCUUACCAAAACAUCGGCAAGCUUCGAGAAUUUCUCAAGCUGUAAGAUAAUAUUGAACGGACGUAUACGUAUACACCUAACUAAACGCUUCUCCGUAUCAAUUAAUUCUACCAAAUAUUCUAGCAGAGCAGAAUAGAAUUCGAAUGGCUGUUAUUCGUUGUUGAUAUUUAGAUAUAUUCCUGUUUAGAAGGCUAUCUUAGUAGUGCGUUCCGCUGGCGCCGUUACGCUCACACACGACGCAGACGCAUGGAUAUACAUAAAAACCCAAUGAAGAGUUAAUUAAUCAAUGAUAGAUUGUCUACCUGCCGAGACGGUAUUUUAUUUACACUUCUUGUAGAACUUAUAAAGAAACUGUAUUAAUUAAAACGACGUAAUCUAUUUUCCUGUGCCUGUAACUAGUACCAUUUGAUCAAGGUUUACUUGUACGAAUGAAUUAGUUUCUUAUAUGGACAUUAUUGUCUUUUAUAUAUCGCAUUUUUCUGCAAAGAUUCAUUCUAAAAACAUACAUUCAACUACUACUUAAGGUUGUUUAUUAUGUUUUUUUAUUGUUAUGAAGAAGUAGUGCACUCAAAUCACAUAAGUCUUCAUUUUAUGCUAAUCUAAUUGGUGAAUUAUUUAAAUUAUCAAGCAUGCGGUAUCAAUAAAUUAUCAGUCAAUAAUAAUGUGAAUUACAGAGUAGGCCUAGCAAUAGGAACGAAAUAUAGGAAACGAUACCAAAAAUAGCAUACUAUUCGUGGAUUUGUAUCGUUAUGAAACGAAGAGCAACUGUUUGUAAGGUAGAGCUGUAAAAUAAUCUAGAGUGACAUUUUGACGAUGUUAGAGCGUUUCUCUUGUUUGCAGUAGGCACAUAUUAGACGAAAACUGACUGUAGCAAACCGAUUGUGAAAAGAGUGAAGUUGAAAUUAUUCAUGAGGUAUAAUUUUAUUAGAUUUUGUUUGUUAUAGCUUGGAAAAAUACUGAUGUACACUAGAUGGUCGUAUUGAAAUAGUAACGAAUAUGGUAGAAACCAGACUAUCAUGUUUUGUGCCUGUCUAAAUUCUUCCUAUGGAUAUAUCUAGCAAAUUACAACGUAUUGAAAAUAAACCGAAAAGUUUA
Molecule: messenger RNA, 2249 nt
Organism: Anopheles bellator
Lineage: Eukaryota; Metazoa; Arthropoda; Insecta; Diptera; Culicidae
Gene: Ipp
Product: inositol polyphosphate 1-phosphatase
Exons: 4
Coding region: 108-1199 (363 amino acids)
Molecular function (GO): inositol-1,4-bisphosphate 1-phosphatase activity
Source: RefSeq, a predicted model, not a curated record